Molecule: messenger RNA, 1560 nt
Organism: Protopolystoma xenopodis
Lineage: Eukaryota; Metazoa; Platyhelminthes; Monogenea; Polystomatidea; Polystomatidae
Source: the annotation of a GenBank genome assembly
AUGAUAUACUAUUUACUAAAGAGGCUGAAACUCAUGACCCUUAAUCCAACAACUCUUCCAGAGAUACCUGUCUACCGUCCUAACUGGGAUGAAUUUACUAAAUUCCCUAGCUGUAUAGAUUUAAUUGAGGAAAUGGGAGCCCAUCAUGUGGGUCUUUGUAAAAUAAUUCCCCCCAAAGAAUGGAAACCUAGAAAAGAGGGAUAUGAUAAUCUAGAUACCUUUUGCGUAGAAAAACCCAUAAGUCAAAUCACGACUGGAAGUCUAGGAAUUUAUUUACAAAAUAUAGAUGUAAGAAAAAGCAUGAGUUUAAAGGAAUUUAAGAAGCUGUCAUUCACGCCUCUUUACCGUACUCCCUCUUACGAAGACUGGGACCAUUUGGAGAAAAAGUACUGGUCCUCCAUUUCAUUCUGCCGUCCUUUGUAUGGAGCUAAUAUUUCUGGAUCAAUAACUGAUUCUGGGCAAGAAACUUGGAAUAUUCAAAAACUUGAUUCCAUUCUUUCUUUUGUUUUUGAGCAAGAAAAUAUCAAAAUAAAGGGCGUUAAUACACCGUAUUUGUAUAUUGGAAUGUGGAGAUCUUCGUUUCCUUGGCAUGUGGAGGAUGUGGAAUUGUAUUCCAUAAACUAUCUGCAUCAUGGGUUUCCCAAACACUGGUACGUUAUACCCCCAGCUUACGCCAGAAAAUUCGAGGCCUUUGUUAGAGGUAAUUGUCUUCCCUCUGAUAUCCUUCAAGAACAUUUUAGAUCGGAAUUUCUUCAAUGCCGGUAUUUUUUGCGGCAUAAAUCUGUUUUAAUCAAUCCUCUUGUAUUAGCCAAGGCCGGGAUACCCACCAGGAAGAUUACUCAAGAAAGCAACGAAAUUAUGAUCACUUUUCCAUACGCUUAUCAUGCCGGAUUUAAUAUGGGAUUCAAUAUAGCUGAAUCUACAAAUUUUGCCUCGCCACGCUGGAUAGAAUAUGGUAAAAAGUCUUCUCCUUGUCAGUGCUGGGACGACACUGUAAAAAUUUGCAUGGACCCAUUUGUUAAGCGCUAUCAGUCUCAUCUCUACGAUUUUUGGUUACGAGGAGAAGAUCCGAUUUCACAUCCUUUAGAUGAUUAUUUGCCUUUGCCAAGCUCGCCUCACUUCUCUUUUAAGAGUUUUUUAUCUAAUAUUACUAUUGCAACUAGCGAAUCAAUUCAAGUGCCCAAGUCAAGAUUAAGCAUAGACUCCAAAAAAGCCCGAAAAGUUGAAAUUUCUUCCGAAGAAAGCUCAUUUAAUAAAUCGGAUGAUUCAGAAUUUUCACCAAUUAAAGCAAUCUCUGAUUCUAUUAUUUCUCCUGGUCAAACUUUUUUGUCACCUACGCAAUUUCGGUAUCCAGAAAAAGCUAUUUUUCACUCACGUCUUCCAAGUUACCUUUCAAAAUAUCCUAAAUUUAUUCCUUUAUGGUGCUGUGAAAAACGGGAUAUCAAUACUGAACGUUGCUAUAACAUACGCAUGAGCAAAUUUGAGCCUUAUUGCUGUAUUUGUGCUUUUAUAUGGACGCCAAAGUUUUACUUUGGAGAAUGCAGAAAAACUGGGUUUUGA